AUGUCGCCCGGGGAAUCGAGCUCACACAAUUCACCGUCUCACCAUAGGUGCAAUUCCAAUUUGCUCGCGGCCCCAGCCUCGUUCCCCGAAUUUGACUUUCUUUCCUCGGUGUUUGAGUCAGUGCAAGCGCCGGGCUACCAACAACAAGAACAACAAGGCUCUUUCCCCAGCUCGGACUCUUCUUGGCGAUUUCAUAGCCCUGUGCAAAGCCUUGGGAACGACGGACAGUCUACGCAAUCAUUCCCAAUUCCACUGUACCCGGAUAUCUCUUCCUUAUCGUUAAAUUCAAGCGUUAGCCUUACUGGGACGAUUCUUGACCCGGAUACGCCACUUCAGAGUCUUGAAGACGAACAAUCUUUCAACAGUGUCAACCGCGAAGAGCAGUUGAUCCACGAAAAUUCCCAAGGCCUUGGGAUCAGAUCAUACUCUAUGUCAGUAGCUUCAGGCGCAUACUUUGCUGGCCCGAUGCAGCCAAACAACCACCCCUAUUGGGGCAAUCGUUCCUUUCAGCAAAUGCAGCCUCCGCCAGGCAAUAUGAAUCAGCAAUACCCACCUUCACAAGGGUACCCUCCGGCAGGGUUUCCUAUCGGUCAUAACAGCCAGCCAGGCGGGUCAUUACCGAAUUAUCAACAAGAUCCGCAACAACAUCCUUCAUACUUACCUGGUACGGCUGGGGUUGCGCCUCGACAUAAUCAAGCUCGAAGUCCUCCUAUGCAAUCAAUGGCUCGCCCAUUUCACCCUCAUUCCGCCCCUGCCACGAUACCCGAUCAAUCUUUAAUGACCACUUCUUCCCCCUAUAUGAUGAAUCCACCUGCCUACUUUCUCCCCGAAGCACAUCCAGUACCAUCCUCUCAUCCGUCCUCCAUGAGUCCACAAGCCACGCCAAUGAUCGCCGAACCUAUAUAUUCCCCUGCUACCACAAUCCCAACCGGGGAAUCCAGCGAUCGCCCUCUACGCGUGGUCAGUUCGCGACCUCGACCACAAUGCUGGGACCACGGAUGCGAAGGUCGCGAAUUUUCAACAUUUAGCAAUCUACUGCGACACCAGCGUGAGAAAUCCGGAGUUGUUGCGAAGGCAGAAUGUCCCGUCUGUGGAGCUGUGUUCACUCGCACGACGGCACGCAAUAUCCACGUUGCGCAGGGAAAGUGCAAGGGUCCAGGACGAGAAUCUUCGGCGGAAUAA
Molecule: messenger RNA, 1182 nt
Organism: Penicillium subrubescens
Lineage: Eukaryota; Fungi; Ascomycota; Eurotiomycetes; Eurotiales; Aspergillaceae
Exons: 6
Coding region: 1-1182 (393 amino acids)
Source: RefSeq, a predicted model, not a curated record